AUGACUACGGAAUUCCGAGAAUUUCGCAUCAUCAGUUUCCUAUCUGCAUGCGUAACCCAAAUAGAAUUUGAAAGUCUCCUCGCUGCUGCGUCCGCUGGAAAGGUUUUUGCCCAGGCUUCCAGCACUACGACAUGUGUUAAAGCGUGCGACGCCGUUGCCAAACUGUAUCCUGAUCAUAUUAUUACUCCGUCCUCGUCAACUUUCCAAAGUGCCCAGCUAGAAUAUUGGAACGGUCCACAAAGAAAUACUGCACCGGCCUGUUUCUUUCAGCCCACGAGCGCAGACCAAGUCCAGGUCGCCAUCAAGGAAGUUACACAAGCCAAAUGUCCUUUUUCCAUCAAGGGUAGCGGACAUUCUUCCAACUUUGGUGGUUCAAGCAUCCAAGGCGGAUUCCAGUUCGAUCUUGUCAACAUUGCACAUCAUGAAAUCGUAAACGAUGGCCGGUCUGUAAAGAUCGGACCAGGUAGUCGAUGGGGGCCUCUCUUCUCUUUCCUCGAAGAGCAUGGGUUGACGGUUGCUGGUGGGCGCGAUUCUGGUGUUGGCGUGUCUGGUUUCAUAUUUGGUGGCGGUAUAUCCUUCUUUGCGGGUCACCGCGGAUGGGGUGUGGACCAUCUGACAUCGACCGACCUAGUGCUGGCAAAUGGUACUUUGAUAACCGUUGACAGCACAUCCCAUCCUGACCUCCAUAAAGCUCUCCAAGGUGGUGGUGCUCAAAACUUCGGUAUCGCAACAAGCUUGACUUUGAAUGCCUUCCAAUUUGGUGGAAUGUGGGGUGGGAUAAAGGUUACCACCGCAGACAACUUUGAACAUGUUUUCAAAGCUUAUGACAACUUUGCUAAAAAGAUACCUGAGGAUGGAAAGGCGCAUAUGUUCAUGGAUUUUGCCAGGGUCAACGGCACAUUGAUUGUCGCUCAGUAUAUGUACUACACCGAGCCUGUCAAGAACCCAAAGAUCUAUGAUGACUUUCGUUCUAUUCCGGCUGUGGUUGAUACUUUACGGCUGGCCAACCACUCGGAAUUUGCCAAGGAGAUGGAGCAAAUCACUGACACGAGAGGAAAACGCAACCUUUACUGGACGCGGACAUUCGGCUUCGACAUUGAACUGCUUAAGUCUAUCUAUAGACUCUGGGUCAAGACAAGUGAAUCUUAUGCAGAUCGAUUAACGGCUGCCCUGGACGCUCAGCUCAUUUACCCCAAAAUGCGCAAAGACUCGAGCACUGGAACCCUUUUUGGACUCGACGACUCCGAUGACGUUCUACAGCUGAUUGUGCUUAGUAUCAUCUGGGAGGAUGAAGCUGAUGAUGAGGAAGCCGUCAAGAUUGUUCGAGAGCUUGACGCAGCCAUCGACAAACUCUUGAACCUGCGUGGAAAGCACCGCGACUUCAAGUAUAUGAACUACGGGCACACUGAGCAAGAUAUCAUCGCAGGUUACGGUCAGGAGAACAAAGCGUUCUUGAAGGGGGUCGCCUUGCAGUACGAUCCAGCUGGUGUGUUUCAGAAACUCCGGCUGGGCGGUUUUAAGCUUGACAAAGCUACACAUAACAUCCCAGAUCUUGGGAACCACGAUGAAUUAUAG
Fusarium redolens is the source of this 1575-nucleotide messenger RNA. RefSeq lists its product as uncharacterized. Gene Ontology annotation, molecular function: FAD binding. The record is from RefSeq and is a predicted model, not a curated record. NCBI's taxonomy places the organism in Eukaryota, Fungi, Ascomycota, Sordariomycetes, Hypocreales, Nectriaceae. The coding region runs from base 1 to 1575 and encodes 524 amino acids. The transcript has 5 exons.